Molecule: messenger RNA, 4618 nt
Organism: Aphis gossypii (cotton aphid)
Lineage: Eukaryota; Metazoa; Arthropoda; Insecta; Hemiptera; Aphididae
Product: putative ATP-dependent RNA helicase TDRD12
Exons: 24
Coding region: 665-4465 (1266 amino acids)
Biological process (GO): transposable element silencing; germ-line stem cell division
Molecular function (GO): ATP binding; nucleic acid binding
Source: RefSeq, a predicted model, not a curated record
UUAUUAACGCUGAUACCGCAGACAGAUUUCUCAGUUCCCAUCACCACUGAGAAACGCGAUUUAAGAUAGUAUCUUAAAUCGUGCUGAGAAGUAAUCGGACGUAAUAUUUUAGAUCGUACUUUUAUAUUGGAUCGGCUUUCAGCAGAAUAUUAUUACCGUCUCGACUGUAAACGUCCUUACAAAACGGUCUACAGUGGGUACUAGGUAUCAACUGAUAAUUCCAUCAUUUUAGAAAACGCUCGUGAGCGUGACCACUCUGUAGACUCGAUCAAACGUAAUUUGUUCACCUUCUUUUGAUAAUAUUAUAUUUACACCAUAUCUAUUUUUAAAUAUUGAAAAUACCUAAUUACGAAACGCUUUAAAUUUGUAAAUAAUACACAAACAAAAUCGCGGCAACGUGGCGUCCGAUUUUACGCGCAAUUUUAUAUGCCUUUGAAUGGUCGAAAUCACGUUCUCAACAACUUAUUCCAGCACUGCGCGCAAUCGUUGGUUUACCAAACAGGUAAAGCGCGCGCAUAUCGUUUUCUCGUCUAUUUUUCGCUGAUACCGUUCAACCAUUCAGUUAAUCAGUAGUCGGAUGCCGAAUGCCUUGUACUAGGAUAUCAUAAUUGUUAAUUGCUUUGCGCCUGUAAUUUGGUUAUUUUUUCUCAAAAUCGAAUUCAACAUGACGGAUCAGAUUAACUUUAAGAAAUAUAAAGAUCUGCUAUAUAAUAAUGAAGGAUCUAAAAAUAACGGAAAUUUAACACCAAUUUAUGGACCUUAUGAAAAACUAUACCUCAAUGAUUGGGGUCAAUCCGACAUACAUCAUGAGAUUGUGCAGGCCUUUGAUAAAAUGAAUAUUAAACAAAUGAAACCAAUACAACAGAAUUCAUUUUUAUACUUGACGAAACAUUAUAAUACGGCAAUGAUUGGCUUUUCAAAAGGAAAAUCAGUUUCUUACUUAGCAAGUAUUGGUUCUUCAAUUUUGAGCAACAGUAACAAUAAAGUGGAAAAUUGUGACAUUGGGCCUAAAGCUAUUAUACUGAGUAGUUCUCUAAGAUCAUGCUCUUUGUUAGAAGAUUUAUCAAAACUACUUUUCUCUUCAACUAAAAAUAAAAUUAAUAUUGUUGUAGCUUAUGAAUCUAUUUCAGUACAACACUCUAUAGCUGCUUUAUGUAAUGGUUGUGAUAUUUUAAUUGCUACUCCAACUGGCCUCCAUAAUUUAGUUACUCAAUCAAAAAUAUUUAGUUAUUCAAAUCUAAAACAUUUUGUUUUUGAUAAUAUAGAUCUACUACUGGAUAUCUAUAAAACUCAAAUAGCUUAUUUUUCUCAACUCUUAAUUAAACUUAAAGAAAAAGAAGGAUGUAGUAUACAAUUAAUAUCUGCAUCAGUCAAAUGGAAUAAAGAAGUAGAUAUGUUUUUAAACCAGUUGUUCCUAAAAUGGCAAUAUAUUUUUGGAUCUCCCCUAGAAGCUGUUCGUUAUAUGAAAAUAGGAUUUAAUGUUGUACUAGUCGAUGAUGAUAAACUAGAGAAAAUAUUACAGUUCCUUAAAAAUAAUAAAAAGUGUUAUCAAAGUGUUAUAGUUACAUCUAAUUCUAAUGAACUUGACAUGAUUUCUAGUUAUAUUGAACAACAUAGUUCUAGUAUAGAGGUAUUGGUGCCAUGUGAUAUGAGAAUUUCUAAUGUUUAUACAUUGCAACGAUGGAAUGACUCAUUAAAAAAAAAACAACGUGUAUUAAUUUGUUGUGACGAUAUGUUAAUAGAUUUUUGUAUUGUUGAUGCUGAUUGUUUAAUACAUUAUGACAUUCCAGAUAAUAAACACAAAUUUUCAAUGAGAUUCAGUGUUUUACAAAAUUCUAGCAAUGUUGUUAAUAAAAAUAAAGACCUAAGUACUUAUAUAUUUUUAAGCAACAAUAUUAGAGACAUGUUGCAGUUGCCAAAAGUAGUAGAAAUUAUGAAAGAUUUUGGUAAAGGUGAAGUGGAUCCAAUUUUGCUAAAACAUGCCAAGAAUAUAAGUGACUCUCUAGAAAAAGAAAAAAAAAAUUGUCUUUUAUGCAGCGAAGUACAACAAUUUGGUCAUUGUUCUAGAUCUUUAGUAUGCCAGAGUCGUCAUAUUUUAUUCAAGCAACAUGAUGAACCUAAUACUAACAUUCCUAGAUCUGGAUUAGCUGUUGUUAAAAUUUUAAAUGUUUAUGAUGCAUCUCAUAUUUCUGCUAAACUUUUAAAAGUGAAUAAUACAAAUAAUCUUAAUGAUGAAGAACAUUGGUCAAAUGUAGUAGAUCAUUCUGAUACCAUUAAUUCUAAGCUCAGUUCACACUUUUCAAAAAAAAAUUCUGAAAUUCUUCAUGAAAACCCUAACCCUGAAGAUAUAGUUGCUGUAAAGAUUGAUUCUAAUAAUUCUAGAAAAAUAACUAAUACUGGAUAUUUCAGGGCUCUUGUUAUUAAUAUAGUUGAUAAAUAUACAACAAACCCUAAAGUGAGGGUUAAGCUAAUUGAUGAAGGCUAUGUUGAAACUAUAUCGAAAUGGAAUGUAUUUGUGUUACCUGAUCUGUUAAAAAGUAUACAUACAACUACUGUCGAUAUGUUUUUGGCAUCUGUUAAACCAAUUGGCUUUGAUAAAACAUGGUGCACCCACGCUAACACUUGUGUCCUAAGACAUUUGAAGGAUGGUGAAAUUUGCAAUAAUACAUUUAUUGUAAAGAUUAAAAUGGCAUUAAGAAAUACUAUAUGGAUAAAAGCAUUAUAUGAAAAAUAUUGGGAUUCAAAAUUAAUUAAAUAUGACAUUAAAGAAAUUUUGCCUGAGGUGUUGUUCAAUUUUGGUUACGCUGAUAUAAAUUUUGAACAUAUUAACAAUUUAACAGAACUAAGUAUUUCAGCUGGUAUUGCCAAGCCAUUACAAUCAAAAAUUAAUGUUGAGAACAAUAAUGAACUCAGCAUAGAAGAAUAUAUGUCAAUUUAUGAACUGCCUCAACCUCAAUGGGCACAUCUGGACCAAAAUGUCGCUUUGGUUUCAGUAGAGUGUUUUCUUAGUCCUAAACUGUUUUUUGUUGGAAAUACCAAAUACAAUGAUGGACUUGACAAUCUUCAACUAUUAAUUAAUAAAUAUGUAGAAGAAAAACAAUUAGAAAAGUUAAAACAUGUUAUUAAAGGCGCAAUUUGUUUAGCAAAACAUCCUCAAGCAAAUACGUUUAGCCGUGUUAAAAUUAUUGAUAAAUUUGGUGAUGGGACUGUUGAAGUUUUCUUUGUGGACAAAGCUGAAUUUCUUAAUAUUCAAUUACAUUUAUUACUUACAAUACAUCCAGAUUUAAUUACUUACUUACCAUUCCAAGCUAUUGAAUGUAGUUUAAAAGGCAUUAAAGAUACAUUACCUACAGGCAAUGAGCUAAAUGAUCCAAUCGACUAUUUAUUUGAUAUGACUGCAAAUCCAUUAUAUUUAGAAGUUACUGACACUAUUUCAUCAACAACGUUUACUGGCGGUAGUCUCUAUGAAGUGAUUUUAUAUGAUGAAAAUAUUACUGUUAAUUUAGAGUUUCAGGCAAAAUUCAGUGAAUAUUGUGAUGAUAUCCAAAUGUCUAAAAUUAUGGAUUUAAUAAAUAAUGAAUAUAAUGAAGAUAUUAAUGUGAACAAUGAUGAAGAUAUUCCAUAUGUUAUUGAUGAAACUAAAUUUGAAAUUGACGAUAUGAAUUCUGAUGAAUUGAAAAUAAAACAAGAAUUUUUUACUGAUUUUGGAACUGCGGUUUUUGGUGAAGCUUAUACAGAUAUUUUAAAAAGUUCAAACCAAAAUAUUCAAGAUGUUAAGAAAGAAGAUUCUUUAACACUCACAGAUAUAACACCAUUAAUUGAAAGUGAACCUCUUAAAGAAAACAUUAAUAUUGAACCAAUUAAAACUAAUAAAAUUAGACCUGUUGAAAAUGUAAAAAUGACUAAAGAUACAUCUAUGAAAAAUGAUUGCAAACAGAAACCUAAGGAAAAACUACGACAAAUUUGUUUAACGUGCAAUACUAAUAUACAGUCUAUCAUUCCUAUAUGCACUUGGCAUCAAGAUAAAAAUAAUAUUUAUUUAAAAUUCAAUAUUCUUGAAAUAGAUGAUUUUAACUUGGACUAUUCAAUGGAAAGUAUAAAUUUUAAAGCUCAAUUCAAAAGUUAUACUUAUGCGUUUUGUGUUAGGCUUUAUGGUUUUAUUAUGGAUAAAAGUAUAAUACAUAAACAUAAUUUUGAUGGGUUCUAUAUCAAAGCUGAAAAAUUGAUUAAAACAAAUUACAAAUGGCCACAUUUGUUUUUAUGUAAAAAGCAUCAUACAUAUGUGAAAUAUGAUACAGAACACAUUGAAACUAAAGACAAUUCCAUCUGGAUUAAAGCCAUGAACACAUUAAAAUUACAUGCCAAAGGUGUUCCCUUAAACUCAAUAGAAAAUGAAAGUACUAAUAGUGAUAGCUGUAGUGACAAUGAAGAACUCUCUGUGUAUGAGGAUUCUAUUGAUUUCUGACUCAAGUAUUUUGCAUAUAUAAUUUAAGUAUUAACAUUGUAUUCCGUUUAAAUUUUAUUGUUAACGUAUUUUAAGUUUUUUAAUAUUUUGAUUCCCAGAUGACCAGUACAAUGUAUACCUAUUUUUCAUGAAUAAAAUUAAUAUUAAUCAUGA